Molecule: messenger RNA, 1722 nt
Organism: Musca domestica (house fly)
Lineage: Eukaryota; Metazoa; Arthropoda; Insecta; Diptera; Muscidae
Exons: 5
Coding region: 386-1714 (442 amino acids)
Source: RefSeq, a predicted model, not a curated record
UGUACACUGAGGGAAAAAUCCCGUUGCGAAAUCAAGCACGUAUGUUGUCAUUUUCGCAACGACCCGUUGUUAUAUUUUUCAACAACGGCUGUUGGUGAAUUGUGCACGAACGUGCUCAAAUUGACACCGAGACGUGGUCAACUUUCGGUACCAACAACAGCCGUGCUUAAUUUGUCCAUUUGUAAUAUUGGUAAUUGCAGCCGAUUACACACGAGUAAAAAAUGACAACGGUGGUGCAUGAUUCACACACGGUCGUUGUCAAUAUGACACCGGUCGUGUAUGAAUUAUGCACCACCACCUGCAUAAUGAUGCACCACCGUUGUUACUUUGUACACCGACGUGCAUGAAUCGUACACGAUCGUUGCCAUUUUAGCAACUACCGUGUAUGAAUCAUGCACCACCGUUGUCAUUUUUUUUACUCGUGUGCAAUCGGCUGCAUAUUUACCAUUUUUUCCGUGUUAUUGAAAGAGAAAGGACGCAUUGUGCAAAAAAUUUAUUGAAAAUGAAUAAUAAUUCGCAAGAUCCUCAAAAUAUCAUUGGUGAGUUGUUAGAAAUCGAUGGCAAUAUUGUUGUGGUUCGCGAUACAAACCAUUGCAGCAGUCAAGAUGCGGAAAACAAUGAGGACGAUUAUAUGUUAAGGGAGUUCUUAAAAGGAAUAAAUAUGGAGUCGCUUUUUGAACAAUUAAAAGCAUCACAUGUAACAUUUCGCAGCUUGCAGUACUUGAAAAAAGAAGAUUUAAAGGAAGCAGUGCCACCAUUGGGACUGCGUGUUGAAUUCAGAGAAAAGCUCUUUGCUUGGAAAAAACGAAAGCUCGGGAUUGAUGACGAAACUAUGUCAGUUCCAUCUAAAAUAGGUGAAUGGUGGAAACGCAACGAGACACCUGCAAGUACUCCUGGUACUCCCGACACUACAGGUUCGAACUGCUCAAAAGCCAAAGGAAUUUUGUCAGAGGAUCUAACGGAAUUGUUAACACAUACCUCGAAGGGGAAACUAGCGCUUGAAUGUAGUAGCGUUAAUAAGAAAUUAAGUGACGAGCAAAGAGAUGAUAUAAUUAAUAUAAUUAUUGAAGAUAUUUUAACCAACAAUGUUACUCUUUACACUCAAGACUAUAUGCGCAUAUUGGAUGAAAUUUGUUCCGUUUUUCCUCUUGAAAACGAAAUGAGGGAUUAUUAUUACAUUUCAAGAAAAGGAAAGAACAACGCAAGCGGAAAACUUUAUGCCAAGUAUAGAAACAAGAAGUCCAAAAGAAUAAAGCUUUUGAUUUCCGAGCCUAGCACAAGCAAAGCAGCAACUCACACAUCUCCUAAUUUUUGUAACAAAGAUGUUCCCGAAAUUGAUGAAUCAGUUGAAAAUUCAUUGAAAGCUUCCUUACUAAGAGAAUGUAAUGAUUGGGGAUCGAUCUGCGAAAAAUGGAAAAGAUCUUUUAACAAACGGCAAAGAGAUAUAAAAAAUUUAAGUAGCCAUACAUUUCUCCUUGAAUGGACGAAGUUGUCCGAUGCAAGAGCUUCAGAAUUGGUAAGUAGCCAUGAGCUAUUUAUUUGUAUAUGGAUACUAAUGUUUCGUUUUAGGUCAACAUUGAUUUCGAUAUUAUGUAUCCACAGAAAGGCAAUCUUCUACUUUCUAAAUGGGACCAAUUUAAGAAAAAAAUUUACAAUUAUUAUGGGAAAAAUAUUCAUAACGAACAUUGCAAACAACUCUUCGCAAAUGUUUUGACGGCAAGC